UCCCCCGGAGCAGUCCAGUCUCCUCCCUCCCCUUGGCGCAGCGGAUCAGCCAGCCAGCCAGCCAGCAACGGCGCCAGAGCGAUGGGGCCCCCCACCCGCAGCGAGUUCGGCUUCUCCGUCGCCGGCAGGCGCAAGCGCUCGCCGGAGUUCCCCUGCGUGUCGCGCUUCCGGCAGCGGCGGCUCAUCUCCUUCCUCGGGCACCACAACUUCUACCGCACCGUGGAUGUGUUGGUGACCCAGACGGACGUGUUCCUGUGCCUGAAGCACCUGGCCGAGCUGGUGGACGCGGGCUCCUAGGACAAGGCACUCGACUACCUCUCCCGCUUCCUGCCGUCCGACGGCCCGCUCGGCGUCCACGGCCGCGCCCUCUUCCACUACCUCCGCGUGCACAAGGCCAUCGACGACGUGCUCGCCGGAGCCCCGGAGGCCCGCUCCGUCACCACCGCCCUCGACCAGUGCAUCAUCCGCCACCCCACCAAGAGCCACGCCCUCACCAGGCUCCGCGCCAUCUUCUCCUCCCUCCUCUGCUCCAAGCGAUACAGGGCUGUCCUGGACAUAGGGCGCGCGAGGCACAAGGCUAAACUGACUAUCGUCGACUUGGUUUGUAAGACUCCAGAGUUGAAAGACCACAUGCGACACGCCCGCGGCCCAAUGGAACCCCAGAACGUGCUUCCCAUUGGCUUCGGCUACGCCUGGUACGCCUACCGGUCCAUUUGAUGCAAUCAUGUGACUCUAAAAACUGGCUCUGUUUGAUCACCUCUCAUUCUCAUAUAUAUGCUGCAAUUAAUCUUUACUACUUUCCGUCCGAGGCGCCACGUGAAGAAACGAGACGGCCGGGUCUCGGCGUCUGUGCUUGGCAGGCUUUAUCUUGAGAGAAGAAGAAGAAGAUGCUGCCUUCUUUGACUUCAGACGAUCACUCCCAGGGGUUAACUCGUGAGUCAUUAAUUAAGGCCAAGGAAUGGCUUGUGGAUCUUGUUGAGAUAAGUUUGGAAACCGGCAAGAUGAGUGAAGCGGAACUGACUCAAUCUGCCUCUAACAAAGGUGGUCCGGUUACUCCAGUCUCACGGACUAAUCUUGCUACCUUCAAAAUGGUUACUAAUCGUACAUUAUUCCGCAAGGCAAAAGAAUGGAUGGUAUAUUUUACAGAGGAAUAUUUGAAAGCUUGGCCAGACGCGAGUCAAGAUGAUCUACCUCAACUUUUCUGCAAGGAUGGUGAUCCUGAUGGCACAGUAUCCCAUUAUUCCCAUUCAGUGCCUGGUAGCUUGACUAGUCUUGCUGAAAAUUCAGCGUUUGCAUCAGUCAAAAAGCCAGACUUCGCAGAUUGAAACCGGAACUGAAGAUCAGCAAGCAAAACGUGAAGAUCAGCAAGCAACGUGAGUGUCUAAUUGAGUGGUAGCAUCGAUUGUACCACCUGCUGCUUUUGCCUUUGCGAAGACGGUCAAUUAGCUACCUACUGGUGCUACUUGACGUUAAGCUACUUGUUAGGGGCUUGCAAGUCUUGUGUAUCUUCUAUUGUUAUGUUAUCCUGCAACUCUUUCUCCUAGUUCCUGCUUCCUACUAUCAUUAGGGCAAGUGAACCAGAUCUAUGUGUAUGUAAGCUGCAGUCUGAAUGUGUGAGAACUGAAAAAAAAUUCGAAAUCUGGAUCUUCUUAUUC
This is a messenger RNA of Triticum aestivum (bread wheat), 1655 nucleotides long. RefSeq lists its product as uncharacterized. NCBI's taxonomy places the organism in Eukaryota, Viridiplantae, Streptophyta, Magnoliopsida, Poales, Poaceae. The transcript is spliced from 11 exons. The coding region runs from base 888 to 1325 and encodes 145 amino acids. The record is from RefSeq and is a predicted model, not a curated record.